GUAAAUCACUGUACAUACUUUUGUCCUGUAAGUUGUUGGGCGAAAACACGCGGUUCGAAAAUAUUGUGUGACGAUGGGCUCCGAAACGGUACGGGAAGUCAGCAACGGGACGACGAAGGAUAUGGAGCAGAUGAAGGCAGCUGAAGGCGAUGGAAAAGCGCCGAGUGGCCUCGGUAUAAGACAUCUCCAAACAUUACUGCUCUUCUUCGGCCUCACGGUGGCAUACGCCCUACGCGUCAACCUUUCCGUAGCGAUCGUGGCCAUGAUCGAUAGGCGUGCGGCCAACAAAGACUUCGAGGAGUUUGACUGGGAUGAAACGACAAAAUCGUUGAUUUUGAGCAGCUUCUUCUGGGGCUAUGUGUUCACACAGAUUCCCGCCGGCCAAAUGGCGCAGCGGUUCGGGCCGAAAGUUUUGCUUCUGUUUUCGAUCGGAAUCUGCUCCGGAUUGGCCGUUUUGACACCAAUUUGUGCUCACGUUGGUGGGGCGAAGGCAGUGAUCGGACUGAGGGUAGUUCAGGGCCUCAGCCAGGGCUUUGUUUUUCCCUCCACACAUACGAUGCUGUCCCGAUGGGCGCCAGCAUCCGAGCGAGGCCGUCUUGCAACGCUCAGCUAUGCAGGAGCUCAAUUUGGUACCGUCAUAAUGCUUGCGAUCAGCGGUGUUCUCGCGUCCUCCAGCAUGGGGUGGCCUAGCAUUUUCUAUAUUUCCGGUGCUGUCGGUAUUCUCUGGUCGGUAGCAUGGUUCUUUUACGGUAGCAACUCUCCAGCGGACUAUCGUGGCAUAGCGCCCGAGGAGCGAGAGUUCAUUGAGAACACAAUCGGUGCGUCCACCUCUGGUCGACGUAUCGUUACCCCUUGGGUUGCCAUUCUUACCUCGGCACCGAUGAUUGCACUCACGAUUGCACACUGCAGUCACAACUGGGGCUUCUGGACGCUGCUGACCGAGAUGCCGUCAUUUAUGAAGGAGGUGCUUGAAAAGGACAUCAAAAAGAACGCCGUACUAUCAUCCCUGCCGUAUCUAGUGAUGUGGAUUCUUAGCUUCGUGUUCAGUCCGCUGUCGGACUUCCUCAUCAACCGACAGUAUCUGUCACGCGUCGUCAGUCGAAAGCUGUUUAACACCAUCGGUUUGUGGGUGCCGAUGGCAGCAUUGCUGGGACUUGCUUUCGUACCAAAGGGGGAGUCGGAUCUUGCGAUUGUCCUGUUAACGUUGGCUGUCGGCAUCAACUCGGCGACAUACUUGGGCUUCCAGGUGAACCAUAUCGAUCUCGCCCCGAACCACGCCGGUACGAUGAUGGGGAUUACGAACUGUGCCGCCAAUAUAAUGUCCAUCAUAGCCCCCCUCAUCGUUGGGCAGGUUAUAAAUGACCCGACCGACCCAAUCCAAUGGCGCCGAGUGUUCUAUAUUGCCGCCGGUGUGUAUUUCUUUGGCAAUCUUACAUUCAUCAUAUUUGGUAAAGCCGAUAUUCAGACAUGGAAUGAACCCGAAUCACCGAUUCCUAGCGGAAACGACGCCGAAGCAGUCCGAAACACGAACAAUACGACAAACAACAAUGAAAAUCAUAGUGAUUAGUUGAUGAUUGGUAAACUCAUUCUAGUCCACGUAAUUCAUUCAGCAAGAGUAACGGGCACACCGAAUGCUGACCAAAACACUCGCAACGCACGACAGCAGAGAUCGCUUCGAAUUGGGAAACCUAUCGCAGUCUGGACUGUUUACAGGAACUUUGAAAGUGAUAGUUACAUAGGGGAACAUUCUUGUUUUAGUCAUAUCACUUAAGGUUAAGAACAACUAAGAAAAGAGUUUUUAAGCCAUUCGUGUUAAGGUAAGCAAAACGUCGGAUACUUUUAAGGCGGAUUGAAAACAAAGAAACCCUCCAGAAGAAACCUUGAAAUUUAGAAGCAUUUACAGUUGGUUUUCUUCAGCUGAAGAUGCAGCGUGGUAGAAACAUUGGUUAUAUUUAUAAAUUGUUGUAAUUAUAAUAAAACUAGAAUAAAUGCAAGCAAAUGCAUUUGAAACAAUUAUGCCAGCAUACAAAAGUUCGUCUGCGAUCAGCAUAUGGCUGUUGAA
Messenger RNA from Anopheles nili, 2062 nucleotides. RefSeq names its product putative inorganic phosphate cotransporter. Gene Ontology annotation, cellular component: plasma membrane. Gene Ontology annotation, biological process: transmembrane transport; monoatomic anion transport. The record is from RefSeq and is a predicted model, not a curated record. The coding region runs from base 74 to 1567 and encodes 497 amino acids. Lineage: Eukaryota; Metazoa; Arthropoda; Insecta; Diptera; Culicidae. Gene Ontology annotation, molecular function: transmembrane transporter activity. The transcript has 5 exons.